UGCUCUGUCCUUCAGCCAGUAAUCCUGUUAGCAGAACCCAGUGAAUUAUAAUCCUCCCAUAUCGCUCAGAUCCCUGCAGCCUUCACAGCUUCACAGCCUCUGGGAUGCAGGACCCUCGCUGAAGCCCUCAGGAUGUUGAGCUGGGUGGCGAAAGUGGUUCCUCAGCCUCCCGAGCUUCCGGCCAAGAAAGUCGAAGAGGACAAUGACAAAGCAGCUGAGCCGCCUCCUGCUCCUGCUCCUGUUGCCGCUCCUGCUCCCACUCCUGUUCCUACCCCUGCUCCCUCACCGGCGCCACCUCCUGCUCCAGCACCUGAGAAGAAGGUAACAUUUCAAGAUGAAAUCAAAAAUGAAGCUGCCAAAGCAGACAAGAAAAAAGAGGACGGCCAAGUACCAGCGGAGAACGGUCCUCAGUGCAAUGCACAGCCAGGGAUGCUGACAUGGAUCUCGCAGGGCAUCAACAGUGCUCUCCCUCAGCCCACAGGCCCUGGCAAGGCCAGCCCUGAUGCCCAGGAAGAAAAAGCAGUUAGCAGUCAACCAGGGCAAGAACUUGCCGCAGGAAUGAUUGGUUGGAUUGUCCAGGGACUGGAGAAGGUUGUUCCACAGCCUGACAUGAAGAUCAAGGAGACACCCCCGCCUCCAGAGGAGGUAACAGAGGUCCAUACAACACCCCCACAGCCAAUGGUGCAAGAAAUGGCAGCCGUACCAGAUGCAGAGCCGCUUCCUCACAUUCCUGUGGUGGAAGUUCAGUCAGACCAUGAGGAAGCCACCAACAAGCCAUUCCCACCCAGUAUGUUGCAAUGGAUAAAGCAAAGCAUUGAGAAGGUGGUUCCCCAGCCAGAGAUCCAUGUUCAUGUCAAGCAAGACAGUACAACCAAGAUUGAACCACCGAGUGAACCACCGAGUGAGCCACCGAGUGAGCCACCUAGUAAAGCUGAAACACCAGCAGCUACUCCAGCACCAAAAGCAGAAGUGAAAGCAGUGAGUGAUGCAGAGCAGCCGGCCAAUGUGGUGAACUGGAUCGUACAGGGUAUUGGUCGCAUUUUGCCUCAGCCCGCACAAAAGACGGACAGCAGUACUGAGGUGCAAAGCAUCAGCAUCAAACAGGAGCCAGACAUGGUGCUGGAGGACGUGGAGGCAGACCAGGACAAGGGGAAGAAGGAGGAAGCCAAGCCAUCGAACCAGCAGGAAAGAGCGGGCAGCAUCCCGAGCGAGUCUGCUUUGGCUCAGGAGGAAAGACUGCAGCAGGAGCGUUUAGAAGCUGCCCGGGUGGCAGAGGACAUGGCCAGGAAGGCAGCAGAGGCAGCAGUCAGACAGCUGGAGGUGGAGCAGUCUGCCAAGAUAGUCAUAGAGACAAUGCCAGAGAAUGAACAACUGCCUAAUAUCCUGGAGGAGGAAAACGAGGACGACCCAGAGUUGCAGAAUCUGCGGGAGGAGAGUGACGACAGCACAGAGAAUAGGACUGUAACAGAUGGAAAUAAGAAUUGCGCUGCUGAGGAAGGAAAAAUACCUCAGGCAAACCUUAAAAGGUCCCUGUUGGAUGCUGAGGAGCCAGCUGAGCCGCAUUCAACCGAGGCUGAGCCAGCAUCAGAGAGGAGAGACCUGGAGCCUGAGCCAGGAGAUCCAGAGACCACUGCUACAGACCAGGAGGCGGCAGCAGAAGAAGAGAGGGGUACUGGUAAGGAUGGUGUCAGUGUAGCCCCUGCAGUGACAGUGGAGGACACUGAUGAUUGGGCGGACAUGGGCAUCCCCCCGGCUAAUGAAGGCCAGGAACAUCAGCCCACUGCUCUCUCUGUCUCGCCACUGUUAAAGCCCAGUGGGGGCCAAAAACACUUGACUGCAGAUGACGAGUUGCGCCCUCUGUCAGCAGCCAGUUUCACCAGCGUGGUGGUCCAGGAGCGGCUCACUGAUCUGGUUGUGCAGUUUAAAGGCCGGACAGAGCUGCGGAGAGAGAGGCUGAUGGACCCAGACGAAUCUGAAGAGGAAAGUGCAUCCCCGACCAAAGCUCCUCCCCCUCCUCCUCCACCACCCCCAGAGGAGGAGAAGAAAGAUGCUCCAGCUGAAGGAGAGGAAGAAGAGAAGGAGCCGGAACCCUUUAUCAUAUUUGGAUACCCUAUCCUAAUUCCCAAACUUCCCAAACUUCCCCCAAUGCCUGGUUGGCUUCGUGCCAUUGUGGAUUACCGUUUCCCCUCCAGCAUUGACCCAUACACAGAUCUGCUCUAUGUUAUAUGGCUGUUUUUUGUGGUGAUGGCGUGGAACUGGAACGUGUGGCUGAUCCCUGUGCGCUGGGCCUUCCCCUACCAGACUCCAGAAAAUAUUCACAUCUGGCUGUUAAUAGAUUAUACCUGCGACUUCAUCUACAUCACAGACAUUCUCUUAUUUCAGCCCAGACUGCAGUUUGUCCGUGGAGGAGACAUUGUGUGUGAUAAAAAGGAUAUGAGAGAACAUUACAUGACAACUGAGAGAUUCAAGAUGGAUGUCAUCAGUCUGUUUCCCAUGGAGGUAUUGUACUAUUUCACUGGAGUGAACUCCCUGCUGCGAUUCCCCCGCCUAUUGAAGUACAUGGUUUUCUUCGAGUUCAACGAUCGUGUGGAAGCUGUGAUGAAAAAAGCCUACAUCUACAGGGUCAUCCGAACCUCUCUCUACUUGUUGUACUCUCUGCACAUCAAUGCCUGUCUGUUCUACUGGGGGUCUGCCUAUGAAGGACUUGGUUCCACGAAGUGGGUCUACAACGGAAAAGGCUUUGCUUACAUCCGCUGCUACUACUUUGCUGUGAAGACCUUGAUCACCAUCGGAGGGCUGCCAGACCCCACCACCGUCUUUGAGAUCUGCUUCCAGCUCAUCAACUAUUUUGUUGGUGUCUUCGCCUUUUCUAUCAUGAUCGGGCAGAUGAGAGACGUGGUCGGGGCUGCAACAGCAGGUGAAAACUACUAUCGGGCCUGUAUGGACAGUACCAUCAAGUAUAUGACUUCCUAUAACAUCCCCCGAGAAGUCCAGAACCGCAUCAAGACCUGGUAUGACUACACAUGGAAGAGCCAAGGCAUGCUGGAUGAACAGGAAUUGCUAGUCCAGCUGCCCGCGAAGAUGAGGCUGGACAUUGCUGUUGAUGUCAACUAUGCCAUUGUCAGUAAAGUAGCCCUGUUUCAGGGCUGUGACAGACAGAUGGUGUUUGACAUGCUGACAAGGCUCAAAUCUGUGGUCUACCUACCUGGAGACUUUGUCUGCAAAAAGGGGGAGAUCGGCAGAGAGAUGUACAUCAUUAAGCAGGGGGAAGUGCAGGUGGUGGGGGGUCCUGAUCUGCAGAUUGUGUUUGUGACCAUCAGGGCCGGCUCUGUGUUUGGAGAAAUCAGUUUGCUGGCAGGAGGCGGAGGGAACCGACGUACAGCCAACGUGAAGGCGCAUGGUUUCGCCAACCUCUUCAUCCUGGAUAAGAAGGACCUUGCGGAGAUCCUGGUGCACUACCCGGAGUCACAGAAACUCCUCCGCAAAAAGGCCAAGGUGAUGUUGACAAAGGAUAAGAAGCCAGAUGAGAAAGAAGCAAAAGAGGCGGUGCAGAUCAUCCCGCCCAGACCGGACACCCCCAAAAUGUUCAAGGCAGCGCUGGGGGUCACUGAGCAGGCAGGCAUUGAGGGAACAUUUGCCAUGCUGAAGAAGACCUACAAACCACAGAUUGUAGAUGAGUUCUCCACGAUCCCGCCUCCCUCUCCGGUGCACCACCGCUCCCCAGUCCCUCGCACCACGGUCCGGGAUGACGACGACGCCGUGUCCGAGACUGCCGACAGCUCUGUGGUCAUCCGAAUGAAGCCGGGCCACUCAGGAGAGGAGGUGCUCACCGUAGAGGUCGCACCUGGGGAAGACAAGAAACCGAAGACGCAAUAGACAGAGACAGAGAAAGUGGAGGCGGAGAAGACAGAGAAGAAAUAUGAUCAAUGAGGAAAAAGGGAAGAAAUGCAAAUUGAAACUGGGUGGGUUGUGAAGUAAUGCCACCAGUCUUACAGGAAUUAUCCACCUCGGGAUCAUCUAACACUUUAACAUCUCAUCAGUGAUGUUCAAUACAUUCCUGGAGUUAUUUUAUGCUGAAGUGUUGUCAUUUCCUUUUUUUUUUAUGCCCGCGCUUUCUGUUAACUUGUCUCAUCUAUUUCUACUUUAGUGAUUUCCUACUUUUCUCAGAAUGCCUUUCAACAACCCCCAAAUAAGGGGCAUGAACUUGUUGCAUUCAGCUGUGUAUUUCAGCCUACGUGUAGCUGGAGAGAGAAUAAUAAUAGCCCCCUAAGAGAAAAAUUGAGAGAGCGCGAGAGUCACCCAUUACUCAAAAUGUAACAUGUCUUGUGACUGCAUAGCAUUCUAGUGUACUGAGGCUGUCAGUGGAGAGGAUGGUGUCUGUGUCUCUUGUACGAUGGAUUUCUUCCUGCUUGACUGCUGAACUCCAGUGCAAAACAGCAGCUCUAGAAAGAAGCCCUUGCUCUUCGAUUGCGAGGACUGACACCAAAACCUUUUGCCGCUGAUGUUUUUAGAUGUGAACAAAAGAAAUAAAACUCCAUUGUUGCUGCUGAAAACGUC
Messenger RNA from Myripristis murdjan (pinecone soldierfish), 4557 nucleotides. RefSeq names its product cyclic nucleotide gated channel subunit beta 1a (gene cngb1a). The coding region runs from base 133 to 3876 and encodes 1247 amino acids. The record is from RefSeq and is a predicted model, not a curated record. Gene Ontology annotation, molecular function: intracellularly cAMP-activated cation channel activity; cGMP binding; intracellularly cGMP-activated cation channel activity. The transcript is spliced from 41 exons. Gene Ontology annotation, biological process: retina homeostasis; monoatomic cation transmembrane transport. Lineage: Eukaryota; Metazoa; Chordata; Actinopteri; Holocentriformes; Holocentridae. Gene Ontology annotation, cellular component: plasma membrane; intracellular cyclic nucleotide activated cation channel complex; photoreceptor outer segment.